AUGCUACGAAUCGAGACACCUCCAGGCGCGCACACAUAUACAGGCGGUGGUGGAGGAGAGAGGCAGGCAAAGGAGUGCAAGGCGAGGCGCAGACGCGGACUCAUACCCCCCCUGCAGCUCCAGCGUCACAAAGCGGGACCUGGACAACUGUUGGCCGGGAGGAGAAGCACCCCACACACCCCGGGUAGAGUAAAUGGGACCACACGGAGACAGAACAUGGACAGAAUUGUGCGACUGCUCGUUCUGAGCUGUGUCGGCGUCUCGUAUGUGUGCGCGGAUAGCCUGUCAGCUCCUGUCAAUGUGACCGUCAGAGAGGUGCGAGCUCGCUUUGCUGUGGUGACAUGGGACAUCCCCGAAGGAGACAACGUGAUCGGGUUUGCCAUCACACAGCAGAAAAAAGACGUGCGCAUGCUCCGGUUCAUCCAGGAAGUCAACACGACCACUCGCUCCUGUGCAUUAUGGGACUUGGAGGGGGAGACCGACUACAUUGUGCACGUCCAGUCCAUCAGCAUGUCUGGUACGAGCCCACACAGCGAACCCCUGCGCUUCAGGACGCCCAAAGACACGGACCCUCAGGCCACUAAGAGCAAAGACGAAGUGACCAUGGAGGAGGUGGGUCAGGCCACACAGCUCCGAGCUGGAGAGCUCAUCAUCAUUGUGGUGGUUCUGAUCAUGUGGGCAGGUGUGAUCGCUCUGUUCUGCCGUCAGUAUGACAUCAUCAAAGACAACGAGCCCAACAACAACAAGGACAAAGCCAAAAACUCUUCAGAGUGCAGUACUCCUGAACAUCCAACAGGGGGGCUGCUGCGCAGUAAGUUUGCCAAGAAUAACAACAGGAUGCCAUCAGUCAACAUCAUCGAAGUGUGA
This is a messenger RNA of Knipowitschia caucasica, 867 nucleotides long. NCBI's taxonomy places the organism in Eukaryota, Metazoa, Chordata, Actinopteri, Gobiiformes, Gobiidae. The record is from the annotation of a GenBank genome assembly.